Doryrhamphus excisus (bluestripe pipefish) is the source of this 2333-nucleotide messenger RNA. It is a transcript of the gene rbp3, whose product is annotated as retinol binding protein 3. Gene Ontology annotation, biological process: proteolysis. Gene Ontology annotation, molecular function: retinol binding; serine-type peptidase activity. Lineage: Eukaryota; Metazoa; Chordata; Actinopteri; Syngnathiformes; Syngnathidae. The record is from RefSeq and is a predicted model, not a curated record.
UAACAGAGCCAUUUGACAAAAGGACCUUUUCGCAGGUGGAAGUCGUUUCACCUGCUGAGGGCACGGAAGAAAAUGGCAAAGGUUCUGUUCCUGGUAGGAUCUCUUCUACUUUUAGGAAAUGUUGUCUUCAUCCAUGCUGGGUUUUCUCCGAGUCUCAUCGUUGACAUGGUAAAGAUCGUUAUUGACAAUUACUGCUCACCAGAGAAGCUCCAAGGUAUGAAGGAGGCCAUUGCUGCAGCCAGCAGCAAUACAGAGAUCCUCAAUAUCCCAGAUGGGGAAUCUCUGGCUAGAGUCCUCAGCGCCGGAAUGCAGACCACAAUCAGUGAUCCACGUGUGACGGUCUCCUAUGAGCCCAACUACGUCCCCGUGGUCGCACCAGAGAUGCCGGCUUUACCUCCUGAGCAGCUCGUCGCCGUACUCCAGAACUCCAUCAAGCUGGACAUCCUGGACGGCAACGUGGGCUACAUGAGAAUCGAUCACAUUCUCGGCGAAGCGGCCGCCGACAAAAUCGGCUCUUUGCUGGUAAACCUGGUCUGGAAUAAAGUCCUCCCGACUUCAGCUCUUAUUUUUGACCUGCGCCACACGAGCAGCGGUGACAUCACGGGAAUGUCGUACAUCGUGUCAUACUUCACCGCAGCCGAGCCUGCCCUUCACAUCGACAGCGUGUUCGACCGUCCCUCAAACACCACCACCAAGCUGUGGUCCAUGCCCACACUGCUGGGGGAGCGCUACGGCACGCUGAAACCUCUCAUUAUCCUCACAAGCAAGAACACCAAGGGUAUUGCCGAAGAUGUUGCCUACUGCCUCCAAAACCUGAAGAGGGCCACCGUUGUCGGAGAGAAGACCGCCGGGGGUUCGGUCAAACUAGACAAACUCAAAGUGGCGGACACGGACUUCUACGUAACAUUGCCAACUGCAAAGUCCAUCAACCCCAUCACCGGGUCAACCUGGGAGCUGACAGGCGUCACGCCCAAUGUCGAAGUCAACGCGGAAGACGCCCUUGCGACGGCGAUCAAGAUAGUGGAACUUCGUGCCAAAGUGCCCGCCAUCAUUGAGGGGUCGGCGGCACUCAUCUCUGAGAACUACGCUUUUGAGGGAAUCGGGGUUGAUGUCGCAGCGAAGCUGAAAGAUCUCUUACAGAAUGGCGAGUACAGCAUGGUUGUCUCCAAGAAUGACCUUGAAGAAAAGCUGUCUGCUGACCUAAACACCCUGUCUGGGGACAAGAGUCUGAAAACCACCAGUAACACCCCAGCCCUGCCGCCCAUUGAUUAUACUCCAGAGAUGUUCAUUGAGCUCAUCAAAGUCUCCUUCCAGACGGAUGUUUUUGAGAACAACAUCGGCUAUCUACGUUUUGACAUGUUUGGGGACUUUGAGGAGGUCAAACCCAUUGCACAGAUUAUUGUGGAGCACGUGUGGAACAAGGUGGUCAACACUGACGCCAUGAUCAUCGACCUGAGGAAUAACCUUGGUGGCCCGACAACAGCUAUCGCAGGUUUCUGCUCUUACUUCUUCGACGGCGACAAGCAGAUUGUUCUGGACAAGCUGUACGACCGACAGUCUGGGACCACCACUGAACUCCAGACGCUGCCUGAACUCACUGGACCAAGGUACGGAUCCAAGAAGAGCCUGAUCAUCCUCACCAGUGGAGCAACAUCCGGCGCAGCAGAGGAGUUUGUCUACAUCAUGAAGAAACACGGCCGCGCUAUGAUAGUCGGAGAAACCACGUCCGGGUCAUCCCACCCGCCCAAGACCUUCCGCGUUGGUGAGAGCGACAUCUUCCUCAGCAUUCCCACGGUCCACUGCGACACAACAACCGGGCCAGCCUGGGAAGGAGCUGGCAUUGCACCUCACAUCCCCGUCUCAGCCGCCGCCGCCCUUGAAACGGCCAAGGGCAUUUUUAACAAGCACUUGGCAGGGCAGAAGUAAAUCCUCUGAAUAAAGUCCACUUUUGUUUUGGCAACCAAAAAGCGCUAGGAUUUAGACUUGCUGAAGAAUUGAACAGGAUUUAGUCUGUUUGUGACUUAGAGCGAAGUUUUAAAGCUGGAUUUGGUGCUCGUGUUUAUGUCGUGAUGAAUAAAAGAUGUCAGCACCGUUAUAUCAUGAGAAGUAACACUUGCACGGUCUCUGGCUGACAACGGUUUUUUUUUUUUGUCAUGAAAUGACUCAAUUCAGGAGACCUGUGACUAGCCAUAAAAUGCAUGAUGACAUUUUUAUGUCCUGCAAACACCUUAUAUCAACGCUGCUGUUAACUGCACGGCGCAGACUUGCUGUUCUACUCGGGCUGCCUUUGUUCCUGUGUCGACCAAAUAAAAACACAAAUAACUAAAUCAAAA